Helobdella robusta is the source of this 2529-nucleotide messenger RNA. RefSeq lists its product as hypothetical. Lineage: Eukaryota; Metazoa; Annelida; Clitellata; Rhynchobdellida; Glossiphoniidae. Gene Ontology annotation, cellular component: cytosol. The transcript has 20 exons. Gene Ontology annotation, biological process: 'de novo' IMP biosynthetic process. Bases 200 to 1984 code for a protein of 594 amino acids. The record is from RefSeq and is a predicted model, not a curated record. Gene Ontology annotation, molecular function: phosphoribosylaminoimidazolecarboxamide formyltransferase activity; IMP cyclohydrolase activity.
UCGUUUUGAUGGUUGUGGCAUAAAAAUUUUUUAUUUUUAAUUUAAAGCGUCUUCUUGCGUUUGUCUGUUCGACCUGUCCUCAGCCUGACGUCUAGGACGAAUUCGAAGUUCUUAUUCUGUCAAGAACAAUUUCAGUACAGAGUGGCAUUAUUUUUUAAAUUUUGCAAAAUUUUCAGAUUGUACUGUCAUCUGAAGAAUAAUGUCUGGAGAUCAUCGUAAACAUGCAAUCUUGAGCGUUUAUGACAAAGCCGGCAUCAUAGAAUUUGCCAGAAGAUUGGUUAAUGCUGGCUAUAUGAUAUUAUCAUCUGGUGGUACUUCGACCCACUUGAAGCAGCAAGGCAUUGAUGUCUGUGAGAUAUCCACUUACACAAAGUCUCCAGAACUUCUGAAAGGAAGGGUGAAAACCUUGCAUCCAGCCAUUCAUGCUGGAAUUUUGGCAAAAGACACUGAGUCAGAUGUGAAAGAAUUAGAAAACUUGAAUUACAAUUUGAUAAGCCUGGUUGUGGUCAACUUGUAUCCAUUCGUGCAGGCCGUGUCUUCUCCAGAUGUGACCAUUGAAGAAGCUGUUGAGCAGAUUGACAUAGGUGGUGUUGCUUUGCUCCGAGGGGCAGCUAAGAACCAUUCAAGAGUGACCGUCGUCUGUGAUCCAAAUGAUUAUGACAGAGUGCUUGAAGAAAUAGAACAUUCUGACAGCAAGGAUACCACAGCUGCUUUGAGGCAAUCUCUCAUGAUCAAGGCAUUCAACCACACCAGUGAAUAUGACAUAGCAAUCUCUGAUUUCUUCAGGAAACAGUACAGUUCAGGAGAGGCCCAGAUGUCCUUGAGAUAUGGAAUCAAUCCCCACCAAACGAACGCCCAGAUAUACACUCAUCUGCCAUCUUUACCCCUUAAAAUUCUGAAUGGUAAGCCGGGCUACAUAAACCUCCUCGAUGCGCUGAAUGGAUGGCCACUUGUUUCAGAAUUGAGUCAAUCGCUGAACCUGCCUGCCGCGACAUCGUUCAAACAUGUCAGCCCUGCAGGAGCUGCUGUUGGCCUGAAGCUGAGUGUUGAAGAUGCCAAGAUCUGCAUGGUGGAUGACCUUCUUGAUCAGCUCUCACCACUUGCCUCUGCUUACGCUAGGGCUCGCGGAUCGGAUCGUAUGUCAUCAUUUGGUGACUUCAUUGCAUUGUCAGAUGUCUGUGAUGUCAUCACAGCCAGGAUUAUAUCUCGAGAGGUAUCGGAUGGCAUAAUAGCUCCAGGUUAUGAUUUGGAAGCAUUGGAGAUAUUGAAGAAGAAGAAGGGAGGUGCCUACUGCAUCAUUCAAAUCGAUAAGGCAUACAAGCCUUCUGCCAGGGAACUAAGGACUGUGUUUGGAUUGACGAUGGAGCAGAUGAGAAAUGAUGCCGUCAUAAACAGGGACCUUCUCAAAAAUAUUGUCACCACUCACCAAAACCUUCCAGAGCAGGCCAUCAUAGAUCUGAUCGUGGCCACCAUUGCAUUGAAGUACACCCAGUCCAAUUCCGUCUGCUAUGCCAAAAAUGGACAGGUCAUAGGAAUAGGUGCGGGUCAGCAGUCACGCAUUCACUGCACAAGACUUGCUGGUGUCAAGGCCACUAACUGGUGGCUACGUCAUCACCCGCGUGUUGCAUCCAUGACUUUCAAGAAGGGAGUCAAGAGGUCAGAGAUUGCAAAUGCUAUCGAUAAUUUUGUUGAAGGAACUGUUGGUCAGGAUGUUGACAAAUGCAACUGGGAGAAAUCGUUUGAAGUCGUCCCGGAACCACUAUCGAAGGAGGAGAUUCACUCAUGGAUGAUGAAGUUGACCGAUGUUGCACUCAGCUCCGAUGCAUUCUUCCCCUUCAGAGACAACAUUGACAGAGCCAGCCAAAUUGGAGUGAAGUACAUAGUGGCGCCAUCAGGUUCAACUAACGACCAGAGCAUCAUCGAAGCAUGCAACGAACACGGAAUCACCCUGGCACACACCUCACUCCGCCUCUUCCACCAUUGAUCUGUUGUGGCCCUAUCACUCAGCCUAGCAUUCUCGUUGACGAUAUUGGCGUGGUUGCCAUUGAUUGCCGCAUUGAAAAAUUGUUUUCCUGAUGAAUUUAAAUUUUUAAUCAUAAUUUUGAACUGUUACUUUGCGAACAUUUAAGGAGCUGUUUUAAUGGUUUCAGAUGUGUAUGUUGACGCAGUUUGUUUGGACAUGUAUCAUUUUGAGUUACUGUUUUUUAUAAUAACUUUUCUGGGAGUUGUAAUUUUUGAUCUGGAAAAAAGUGGAAAUCGUGUCGAUUAAUUUUUUUUAAAUUGUAACAGCGGUGCCUGACGUCUUUGUCUUGUUUUCCACGAAUAUUCAUUUUUUAUGUUCGCUUAUUGUAGUGUAUUUGAGCUAAGUAAUAUUUUAAUUUUGGUUAGUAAACCAUUUAAUGACUGCAACCUAUCAUAAUCGUCAAAUUAUAUAGAGAGUACCUCUUAAUUUUCCUAGCUGACUGACCGCUUUGAAAUUAGAUAAUUGCAAAUUCUUUCAAAGCACGAAAAUUCAUAAAAGCGAUCAAA